AUGACCCAACGAUCUUCUGUCACCAUCAAGUCAGGGGGCACCCGGAAUUUCAGUGCUUCCUCAGCCAGCCUCCUUCCGGGCUGCCGGACCAGUUUCAGCUCUGUCUCCACAUCCCAGGGUGGGAAGAGCUUCGGAGGUGGCUUUGGGACCAGGAGCCUCCACAGCCUGGCGGGUAGCAAGAGAAUCUCCAUCAGUGGAGGUUACCGCUCCAGCCGGGCUGGUUAUGGUGGUGGUGCUGGCUAUGGGCUGGGUCUCGGGGGCAUCGGGUACAGAGUGGGGGGAGCCUGCAGUGGGUAUGGAUUUGGAGGUGGGAUGGCAUCUGGAGCUGGAGGCAUCCAUGAGGUCACGGUCAACCAGAGUCUCCUAACUCCACUCCACCUGGAGUUUGAUCCUUCUCUUCAGCGGGUUCGGAAGGAAGAGAAAGAGCAGAUCAAGACUCUCAACAACAAGUUUGCCUCCUUCAUCGACAAGGUGCGGUUCCUAGAGCAGCAGAAUAAAGUCCUGGAGACAAAAUGGAGCCUCUUGCAAGAUCAGAAAACCACCAAGAUCAAUAUCGAGCCCAUGUUUGAAGCAUAUAUCAACAACCUGAGACGUCAGCUGGAAGGCCUGGGUGGGGAGCGGACGAGGCUAGAGACUGAGCUGAAGAGCAUGCAGGACGUGGUGGAGGACUUCAAGAACAAGUACGAAGAAGAAAUCAACAGGCGCACUGCGGCAGAGAAUGAGUUUGUGGUGCUCAAGAAGGACGUGGACGCUGCAUACAUGAAUAAGGUGGAGCUAGAGGCCAAGGUGGAUGCCUUGACUGACGAGAUCAACUUCCUGAGGGCCUUCUACGAGGCGGAGUUGGCUCAGCUUCAAACCCAGAUCUCAGAGACCUCUGUGGUCCUGUCCAUGGACAACAACCGCUGCCUGGACCUGAACAGCAUCAUUUCUGAGGUCAAGGCCCAGUAUGAGGACAUUGCGAACCGCAGCCGGGCUGAGGCUGAGUCCUGGUACCAAACCAAGUACGAGGAGCUGCAGCGGUCUGCCGGCCAGCACGGCGACAAUCUCCGCACCACCAAGACGGAGAUCUCUGAGCUGAACCGCAUGAUCCAGAGGCUGCGCUCAGAGAUUGAGAACGUGAAGAAGCAGUGUGCUACCCUCCAAGCUGCCAUCGCUGAUGCAGAGCAGCGUGGUGAACUGGCCCUGAAAGAUGCCAAACACAAGCUGGCCGAGCUGGAAGAUGCCCUGCAGAAGGCCAAGCAGGACAUGGCCAGGAUGGUGCGUGAGUACCAGGAGCUGAUGAACGUCAAGCUGGCCCUGGACAUCGAAAUUGCCACCUACCGCAAGCUGCUGGAGGGCGAGGAAUGCAGACUUACUGGAGAAGGUGUUGGACCUGUGAAUAUCUCCGUGGUCUCUUCCUCCAGCGGCACAGGCUACAGUGGGGGCGGAGGCCUCUGUGUAGGUGGGGGCGGCUACAGCAGUGGCCUUUGCUAUGGCGGGGGCAGCAGUGGCUUCAGCUCCUCCAGCAGCCGCAGCGUGGGUGGCAGCAGCUCCAGCAUGCGCCUCAUCUCCAAGACCUCCUCCACCAAGAAGAGUUACAGGAGCUAA
Elephantulus edwardii (Cape elephant shrew) is the source of this 1587-nucleotide messenger RNA. Its product is annotated as keratin, type II cytoskeletal 5-like. Bases 1 to 1587 code for a protein of 528 amino acids. The record is from RefSeq and is a predicted model, not a curated record. Gene Ontology annotation, molecular function: structural constituent of skin epidermis. Gene Ontology annotation, cellular component: keratin filament. The transcript has 9 exons. NCBI's taxonomy places the organism in Eukaryota, Metazoa, Chordata, Mammalia, Macroscelidea, Macroscelididae. Gene Ontology annotation, biological process: intermediate filament organization; keratinization.